This is a messenger RNA of Teleopsis dalmanni, 2217 nucleotides long. RefSeq lists its product as uncharacterized. Lineage: Eukaryota; Metazoa; Arthropoda; Insecta; Diptera; Diopsidae. The record is from RefSeq and is a predicted model, not a curated record. The transcript has 2 exons. Bases 520 to 963 code for a protein of 147 amino acids.
UUUGAUUUUACUGAAAAAACAGUAAUUUAAAAAUGUCUGCAUCUAAGAAAAAAUGUUGUGUAUUGACGUGCUGUGAAAAAUCAGGAAGAUUCUUUAGGUUUCCUCGAGUUGGAUCCAAAAAAUACAAUGAAUGGCUUUCAAACUGUCAGUUUUCAUCAAAACAUAUUGCAAAACUUAGAUGUCCUUUUAUUUGUGAAAAACAUUUCGAAUCUAAAUAUUUCGGUAAAAACAAAUUAUUCCCAGAAGCAAUACCAACAUUAUUAUUGGAGGAAAAUAAGGUAAGCGAACCAAGUUUAAAAAAAGAUGAGGUUCAAAGUUAACGGUUGAAAAAGUUGAUGAGAAGAGUAGAGAUUUUCUUGGACUUUAAAAAUCCUAACAAUGAACAAAAUCGAAUCGUUUGAAAUGUGGUGUUACAGACGUAUUCUGAAGAUUCCUUGAGCGGACAAAGUUUUAAAUGAAGAACUUCUAACAAGAUUAAGAAAAGAUAGAGAACUCCUUAAAAUUAUCAAAAUAAGAAAAAUGAGGUAUUUUGAUCAUAUCAUCCGAGGUGCAAAAUACGAAUUGUUGCAACUGAUUGUGGAAGGCAGAAUCGAAAGAAAACGCGGCAUGGAAUUGUGCACAUUCAGUGUUAAAACCGAUGAUGAAACUUUGGAUACUAUGCUAUCGUCGACAUCGUCAGAACAAAAAAUAGUCUGUACAAAUUCGAGUUCUACACAGACUGACAAUGCUGCAGGAAGUCAAAUAAAUCAUAGUACGGAAGUUGAUUUAUAUAUGCAAUGUGCCGCACAGCAGUUAAAAACAUUCCCAGAACUAGAUGCUUGGGCUAUAAUUGUAAAUAUUCAACAGACGAUCAAUGAAAAAAGAUUAGAAAUCAUGAACAGACCAAAUAAAAGAACGUUAAUAUCUGCAACGAUUUCAUCAAGUCGAUCACAAACACCAACGUUACCAUACGAUUCAACUUAACAGUGCAUAGUCCGAUGCAGGAAAUAUUUCGCAGAAUUCUGAAUUUUUGUAGUUAAUAAAAAAAAUAUUAACUUAAAAACUAUAUAAAUAAAAAAUAUGGUUUCAAUCUGAUUUAAUUAAAAGAUUCAGUCAUAAAUUAUGAUCCGCUAAAACUAAUGACUCUACUAAUAAUAUUAUUUAUUAUAAUAUGCAGGGAGUGUGCGAGCAUAUAUGGGGAAAUCACAGAAGAUACCGUAUAUAUUACUUUAUAAGUAUAUAUAAGUACAGUAAACGCUGUUUCGGUUUAGCGCUCUUUUAUUUCAACCCGAACAUUUAAGUAGAUGUUUGAAAAAACAGAUAAAGAAGAGAAGCAAUCAAUAAGAGAAUUUUGGAAAAACUACAAUAUCAUGAAUGCUGUAGAAAGCAUAAACCUUUCUUGGAAUGAGAAAGAUCUUUUAAAAAAGUAUGGAAGAAAAUUUGAUCAGAUUUAAGUAAGACUGAAGACAUUGGACACUCUGUUGAUAUGUAUGAAAUAAUGGAAAAAAUAAUGAAAUUAGCAAAACAAACCGGUUUAGAUGAGGUAAAUGUGAAAGACGUCGAAGAAAUAGUUCAAGAAACAGCAGCUAACCAUUCUAAUGAUGAGCUCAAGGAAUUAGCUGAUCAAAAAGAAAACAAAAAUAUUGAUAGUAGUGAUUGCGAAGAAGAGCAAAAAGACAUUUCGAUGGCGUUUGUAAAAAGGAGUUUGACCACUAGAAUUGAAAUUAUGGACCAAAUUAUUAAAAGUGAUACAAAUUUUGAUAGGAGUUCAAAAUCAAGACGGGCUGUUAUAGAUGCUUUAUCCACUUAUCAACAACUUCUAAUAGAAUGCAAAAAAGAAAACGCAAACUAUAUUAGAUGCUUUCUUGAGAAAAAGGCAGAAAAUUGGAAACAGACUGACUGACUUAGAAUUUUAUUUGCUUUUAUAUAUAUUAAUUUACAUUGUUUUUGUUAUUGGUUUUAUUAUUAUUAAAAAAAAACAUAAUUAUUAAAUUUAAUACCUAAACGAUCGUCUAUCAAUUUUCUCCUACACCCAUUACGCGUUAAACGGGAUCUUACUGUAUUUAAUUUUAUUUGGAAUAUUUAAACACAAUUUAUAUAUGUAAUCGUAAUGUUUUAUAAUUUUAUUUUUAAUCCAAAAAAAAACAGUGCCACAAUCUGUGAAAAGUAAAAUGUUAACUCUAAAAUAGAAAUUUUUAUUGUACAGGAAAUAUGUUUUUAAAACGAAAUACAAAAAAG